Porites lobata is the source of this 1042-nucleotide messenger RNA. NCBI's taxonomy places the organism in Eukaryota, Metazoa, Cnidaria, Anthozoa, Scleractinia, Poritidae. The record is from the annotation of a GenBank genome assembly.
CAACUAGUAGUAGUCUGUAGUUACUGGUGGUUACUAGUAGUUGGUUGUAGUUACUAGUAGUUGGUGGUAGGUACUGGUAGUUGUCGGUAGUUACUAGUAGUUACUGGUAGUUACAAGUAGUUGUCGCUAGUUGCUAGCAGUUACUAGUAGUUACUGGUAGUUCUUGGUAUUUACUAGUAGUUCCUAGUAGUUAUCUGUAGUUACUAGUAGUUACUGGUAGUUACUAGUUGUUGUCGGUAGUUAUUAGUAGUUACUGGUAGUUACCUAGUAGUUGUCGGUAGUUACUAGUGGUUACUAGUAGUUGGUUGUAGUUACUAGUAGUUGGUGGUAGGUACUGGUAGUUGUCGGUAGUUACUAGUAGUUACUGGUAGUUACAAGUAGUUGUCGGUAGUUGCUAGCAGUUACUUGUAGUUACUGGUAGUUCAUGGUAUUUACUAGUAGUUCCUAGUAGUUAUCUGUAGUUACUAGUAGUUACUGGUAGUUACUAGUAGUUACUGGUAGUUAUUGGUAGUUACUAGUUGUUGUCGGUAGUUAUUAGUAGUUACUGGUAGUUCUCGGUAUUUACUAGUAGUUAGUGGUAGUUAUUAGUAGUUACUUGUAGUUACUAGUAGUUGUUGGUAGUUACUAGUGGUUACUAGUAGUCGGUGGUAGUUAUUGGUAGUUACUAGUGGUUACUAGUAGUUGGCGGUAGUUACUAGUAGUUGCUGGUAGUUACUUGUAGUUGGUGGUAGUUAAUAGUAGUUGGUGGUAGUUACUAGUAGUUGGUGGUAGUUACUGGUAGUUGGUGGUAGUUACUAGUAGUUACUGGUAGUUACUAGUAGUUGUCGUUAAUUACGAGCAGUUAGUAGUAUUCACAGGUAGGUACUAGUCGUUGUCGAUAGUUACUACGUAGUAGUUAAUGGUAGUUCUUGGUAUUUACUAGUAGUUACUGGUAGUUACUAGUAGUUGCUGGUAGUUACUAGAAGUUCCUGGUGGUUAUCGGUAGUUACUAGUAGUUAGUGGUAGUUUUUGGUAUUUACUAGUAGUUACUGGUAGUUAUUAG